UUCGUGUCUUCCUCUGUGUGUUCCAUCGUGCUCAAAACACUCGCAACGAUGGCUCUCCGUGUUUUUGGUUUAAAUUUAAUAAAAACUAACAGAAAUCUAUUGCAAAAUGCGGCCAAAAUCAAUGGAGUAAACAGUGUGCAAGCUGUGGCAGGGGCUUCGUAUGCCACACAGGUGACUGUGGAGGCGACACCGGCAGCAGUGCAAAAACAGAAGGUUAGCAAGGCCAUGAAGGCAUAUUUGAAGCGAGCCAGCGAACACGAUGAAUUCAUGAAAACGCAGCAUCUGGAUUUUCAAAUUGGCAAGCGACACUUAGCCAACAUGAUGGGCGCGGACGCUGAGACAUUUACGCAAGAAGAUAUUGAUCAAGCUAUUGCCUACUUGUUUCCAUCUGGUCUAUACGAUAAACGUGCCCGUCCUGCAAUGCGGUCACCCGACGAAGUGUUUCCAGCACGCAAGGCUGCAGAAUUCGAUGAGACGGGUCGUCCCUUUCACAGCAUGUUCUACACAGGCAAGCCCAACUUCUUCCAGCUGCUGCACGACAUUGUAGCAGAAACCAACAACCUAAACGAUUUGGAAGAACGCAUGUUGCGACGUGGAAACAAACCUGACGAUAAUCAAAGAUUAGAAACAGCUGGUUUUCAGCUCCUGCCAAAAGAACAAUUGGAACGUUUGCUGGUGGAGCAGAUUGCGGACAUUGAAUACCAGAACUUCUGCAGCAGCAUGGACCGUUUGAUUGCCUCACCAUACGCCUACAAAAGUAAGGCAUUUAUCGAGCGCUUUCUGAAGCCGUUAAUGGAUCAAUCGAAGCAACUGGAAGUGCCCAAGCCCAAAAUCGAUGAACAGGGUCGUCAAUUUGUGACAACCUAUGAGUGCCUUCGCAAGACGGCGCGUGCUGAUGUCACAGUGCGACUGCCAGGCACAGGCAAGAUAACCAUUAAUGGCCAGGACAUUUCCUACUUCAGCAUGGAGCAGAGCAAAGAACAGUUACUUUUCCCCCUGAACUUUAGCGAUAUGUUGGGCAAAGUUGACGUGGAGGCCAAUGUGGAGGGCGGUGGUCCAUCCGGUCAAGCGGGUGCCAUUCGUUGGGGAAUUGCAAUGAGUUUGCGCAGCUUCGUUGAUCAAGAGAUGAUUGAGUCCAUGCGCUUGGCCGGUCUGCUGACACGUGACUAUCGCAGACGAGAACGCAAGAAGUUCGGACAGGAAGGCGCACGUCGCAAGUACACGUGGAAGAAGCGCUAAGCGGCAAAGAACAAAGCGGCCUUGCAUUUCUACUGUUCAAAUGUUCAAUAAAAAAA
Messenger RNA from Drosophila albomicans, 1295 nucleotides. RefSeq names its product 28S ribosomal protein S9, mitochondrial (gene mRpS9). Bases 49 to 1239 code for a protein of 396 amino acids. Gene Ontology annotation, molecular function: RNA binding; structural constituent of ribosome. Gene Ontology annotation, biological process: translation. The record is from RefSeq and is a predicted model, not a curated record. The transcript has 7 exons. Gene Ontology annotation, cellular component: mitochondrial small ribosomal subunit; ribosome. Lineage: Eukaryota; Metazoa; Arthropoda; Insecta; Diptera; Drosophilidae.